AUGCAGAAAACUCGUCGCACUAGACAAGGGAGUCAGGAGAUGCCUCAGCUGGCUAUCUCACGACACUGGCUUUUCUUUAAAGACUUGUGGUCCCGCUCUGUCCCCUCUCCUCUUCCCCAAAUGAUUCUCAAAUACCUCAUCUACUGCCUAGUACCCAAAAACGAAGGCAAUAAGCCUUACUUGCCAACCAUGGCUACCAUACAGGAGGCAGAGCAAAUUGUGCGACGGUUGACUAGGAAGUAUGGGUUUCUGAACGAACAAAUGAUGGACGAUAUCGAACAAUUUAAUGCCGAAUAUCGUCGGGAGAUUGAUGAGAAUUGGCUGGCGAUGGAAAGCGCCGUAUCGCACUCCGUCAAGAUAUUGGCAAAGCAGAUCUAUGGCAGUGGUGCUCGGUUUGUCUUUGAACUUCUUCAGAAUGCGGAGGAUAACAUCUUCAACAAGGCUCGUGAAGCAGAAGCGCUGCCUUUCGUCUCUUUCAAGAUAUAUCCAGAGAAGAUCAUCGUCGAGUGCAACGAAGAUGGCUUUACAGAGCCAGACUUACAAGCUAUUUGCGCAGUUGGACAAAGCACCAAGUCAGGUUCCCACGGAUAUAUCGGCGCCAAAGGCAUUGGUUUCAAGUCCGUAUUUAUCGCAGCAUCGAGAGUUCAUAUUCAGUCUGGGAAUUUCUCAUUCGAGUUUCGGCAUAACAAGACGGACCCAGGUAUUGGCAUGGUCAGACCUAUCUGGGUAAAUCCGGUCGAAGCCAUCCCCAGCCCUCUGACCCGCACGACCCUAUACAUCCAUGACCAAGGAGACCCAGACGAACUUCAACAUCUGAAGAGAAUUAUCUCUAUGCAAUUUGAUGAUCUACAGGAAACUUGUUUGCUCUUCCUGCGCAAGCUUGAGCAAAUCAGCUUGGAGUUCUACGGUGAGAACGGUGAGCUGGAACGAUCAAAGUACUUCCGCAAGCAUAAGAUCGACGAGUAUCGCGUGUCUCUGGAGACUACAUCUGGUGCUCGUGGAGAUGAGACUAAGCGAAGUCAAAUCUAUCACAUCGCAAGACUAAUGGCGACCAACUUGGCCCUGAGCGACAAUCGCGAGGUUCCUGAUACCGAAGAGGCUAAGAAUGAUUCCUCCAAGGCUGAAGUCGUUCUGGCUUUCCCAAUUACCGACAACUCUGAACCACUUGUCACUCAGAAGAACCAAGACCUGUUUGCAUUUUUACCUCUCAGAAGAUCCGAUUACAAGUUUUUAAUCCACACCGACUUUGAUACAAACGCCAAUCGACAGGAUAUCGUCACCACAUCACGCAGGAAUCUCGACCUUCGGGGCUGGAUUGCGUCUGCGUUCUUUCAGGCAGUUCUGCAGUUCUGCGAGCAUCCUACACUCUGCUACAGCUGGCCUAUGUUCCUUCCGUCCUCUUCAGAUACCAGUUCCGAUGCAUUCUGGUCAGGCCUUAAUCAGGAGAUACGAAGCUUGAUGAAGAAAACACCAGUUCUGAAAUCCCGCAAUCGAAUCGACUUGCGCGCGGUAGGCGAAGUUGUCUUUCUUCCAGGCGAGGCCCAGGAUGCAGAAAGGCAUCCUUUGUUCGACGACCCGACUAAAGAUCUUUAUCUUUCGCCUAGAUAUUCCCAGAAGGCAGUGAACAUUCUCAUAGGUUACGGACUAGAUGUACUCAAUAUCCAAACAUUUCUCAACUUACUGGAAACCGAUGUCCACAGUCCCAACUCCACCACGCCUGCUUUUCAAAUCGCUCAAAAAUUCUACUUUUAUACAUCGGAGACUGAAUUUGUUGCCUUUGCUCCCGCUGAGAUCCGGAGCGUGGACAUCGACUACAUCUGGGCCAGUAGAGCCCCCCAGAAAAGCCGAGCUUAUUCCACCCAAGCUGGGAGUCUGCGAUUCUAUCGUUUGGUGACAAAUCGGGCUCUCCGAUCGAAGAUUGAGGAUCUACCUGCUCAGAAACUUUGCGGCGUUGACUAUUCACUUAAGUUGAAGGAAGCUUGGCUUCCUAUCAAAUUUUUGAGAUACCCUGUCGACCGCUACAUGGAACACCCUAAGCAAUUUCCCUUUCUCAAACUCGAGGAAUCGGACACAACCGAACUGGUUGUGUCAAAAUGGCAUUUCCUGAGUGAGUACUUCUCAGUCAGUAAAGACGAUAACAUGGAUUUCCUACUUCAAAUACUUCGUUACAUUCAGCAAUCAUGCCCCGAACGUCCUUCCGACAGUCAAACACAAAAGGUGUUUGACUUGUAUAUCGCCAUAUACGCCAGACUUACAGUUACUAGUGAUGGGCCAGACGCGAGACGCAAGAUUACGCAAUUUUUCGACGAAGGAGGUGUCCUCGACCCUAAUCGGAAUGAUCCUAUGUGGACGAGAUCUCCGCUCUGUUUAUGGACUGCACCGCCAGAUAUGGUCAUGUUUCACUCUCUCAGGGCUUCCUAUAAGGAAAGGAUGGAUAACGAGAAAUUUGUGAACAUCGAGAACCUAUUCAAGCGAACACUUCAAAUUCAGGAUGCGUCGUUGGAUCACCUGGUGAUCGAGCUGGCCAAACUCCGGGAGGAAGGUUGUGAGGAAAUACCUCGCAUGCGGACAAUCUAUGAUUACUUGUAUAAGGCAAAAAUACCUUUGCCACAUUUGAAAGCUGCAUUUGAGGCAUCCCCCCUCAUCUAUUGUCAGACGCGACAUGGCGAGUCUGGCUGGUACAAGACCUCAGAUUGUCUGUGGUCUAGUGAGACAGUUAUCCGUGGUAAAGCCAUCCUGGAUGAAUGUUGGGAAGCUUAUGAGAACUUCUUUGUUGGCAAACUAGGGACCAAUACGGAAGAGACCAAAGUAGCUGUUCUGUCACUCAAUGGUCUCCUACAAACAGAAACGACACGACUGGAUCCGGAGCCGAUCAGACAAGCCAAAGUCUUUCCGGUCAGAUACCCAACUGGCACUAUCGUUUUGUGCUCUGUGAGCGUUGACUUUGCCAUUGGAGAUCGGGACAAAUUGAAGACAAUGUUUCGUGACAAGAUUGCUCUUUUGGACUUUGAGAUGGAUGAAGUCCGUCGCCUCAGACCGUUGAUCGAAUGGCUGGGACUCCAAUAUCGAUACUUGUCUAACUCUGUUGAAGAAAGUACUUUCAUCUGCAGUGAUUCGGAGCGUCCGAUUUCUACACCCAACCGAGACCUCAAACGCAAGGCUUACCACAUUGUUCGCCCUCGAUUUGAGGACAACCCGCUUGGUCUCUAUGAGCAACUUCGCACAAUGAGAGUCGUGGAGGUUGAAAGAAUUUCGUCUGUGUUGAAAAUAUUCCAAAACAAGCAGUCAUUUGAGAUUCCAGUAGCAACCGCCAACGAGCACAUCGAAGAUUCGACAGGAAACCUCACGAUUUAUGUCCCAAAAGAGCGAAGAGCGCAAGAGCUCUGCUUCGGUUCGGUCCUUCCUAGGAAAUUCGCGGCAUGGCUAAUGCACCCGUCGAAGAGCCUCACCGAUGGACCUAUCGAAACGGACAUAGUUAAAGUCUUGACUGCAGUCUUUGCAAGUGAAAGAUUCGUCCUUGAUGAUGUCCUCGACGACCAGGGAAUAUUAACAGUAUCUUUCGACAAGCAGGAUGAAGAAGACAGCAGUGACGAGGCAGAGGAGCAUCAGGUAGAAGAUCAGGAGGAAGAAGGCCAAGAACAACGACUAUCAGAUAGCCGCCUCGAAACCCAUGAUACCUCUACAGAACAACUGACACCCGAUCAUUCUUCUAUAAAUUCUGGCACGCCGCCAUAUGCUGGAUCCUCUGGAAUUUCGCCAGAGGGAAGCCCUCCUGGAACAGUCGUCGAGACCAUCUCCCAGCGAAGUCAGAUGUCAUAUCAGCCUUAUUCAGGAAGGGUACAUCGCGCUUCCCAAUCAGAUUUGUUUCCUAGCUCACCACAGCCAUUACACCACCCAACCGACCAAGCUCCUUCAAGCACGCUUUCGGCUAUGACCUCACUGCCUGAACAGCAAUCUUUCGAAGACGCGAGAUAUCGCUCAAUCCUAGACAGGGUUGUUGAAAAAGCCCGGAAUGCGGCAUUUCCGUCCAGAGGGUCAUUUGACAUGACCGAUAUGCGGAAUGCUUUACCUGGGGGUGAUACGGACGCUUACCAGAGUUUUGAUGGGCUGGAUGUCAUGGGCCAAUUUCGGUCAACCAAUCAGCUAGAGCGCGACAAGAAGGUUGGGGCUGCAGGCGAGCUAUAUGUAUUCGAGCUUCUCUCAUGUCUUAACUUGCCAAAUUGGAACCGCACGAAUUGGCAAAGUACCAUCAGAUCAUACGUGACCAUUCACCCAGACUACACGAAUCUACAGGCUUGGAGAGGGAGGGAAACCGCCGAUCUGGUCUACGUCGACGCUGAAGGACACUUGACAAACACGCUGAUCGGUUGUGGCUAUCUUGGUCACGAUGAGUGGCAUGAGGCGCGGCCUAAAUAUUACAUAGAAGUCAAGACAACGACUGGGCCACGUAGUACCGCGUUCUACAUGAGUGGCAAGCAAUACCAGCUGAUGCAGCAAAUUCACCAUACCGAAGACCGCUCAGAGAUCUAUAUUGUCUUCCGCGUGUUCCAGCUUGAUAGCGACGGGAUUGGUCUGUGUGUUUAUACCGACCCAGAGAAACUCAGGCAAGAUGGGCGUCUGCUCUUCAAAGGACAGGCAUGGUCUAUCACCCCAGGACCCAACAUGGGCACCUUCAAUACUUUGCACCAAGCCAAAGAAUAUCGUCAACACAAGAACGAGGACGGCUACCCAGAAUGUGUACCUGUUGACGAGGCCGGUAUUAGCGGAUGA
This is a messenger RNA of Fusarium tjaetaba, 4770 nucleotides long. RefSeq lists its product as uncharacterized. The coding region runs from base 1 to 4770 and encodes 1589 amino acids. The record is from RefSeq and is a predicted model, not a curated record. The transcript has 14 exons. Lineage: Eukaryota; Fungi; Ascomycota; Sordariomycetes; Hypocreales; Nectriaceae.